Gadus macrocephalus (Pacific cod) is the source of this 4055-nucleotide messenger RNA. It is a transcript of the gene cacnb2a, whose product is annotated as calcium channel, voltage-dependent, beta 2a. The transcript has 13 exons. The record is from RefSeq and is a predicted model, not a curated record. Gene Ontology annotation, biological process: calcium ion transmembrane transport; chemical synaptic transmission; regulation of voltage-gated calcium channel activity. Gene Ontology annotation, molecular function: protein binding; high voltage-gated calcium channel activity. Bases 1562 to 3376 code for a protein of 604 amino acids. NCBI's taxonomy places the organism in Eukaryota, Metazoa, Chordata, Actinopteri, Gadiformes, Gadidae. Gene Ontology annotation, cellular component: voltage-gated calcium channel complex.
AGGCUUCCUGUCUGGGGAGGAAGUGAAGGCUGUGAUCAUGUUAAGUCCUGCGUGAGGCGUGUCAUGGCUGGCUGGUUCUCACCCUCUCCAAUCACACAGAGCUCUAAGUGAACCGGCUCUGCUCUGAGGAGAUUGGUGUCGACAGCCGGUUACUCAGUCAGUCCAACCCUCAGUUGCUGAGGGUUUGAAGACACGCAGGGCCACCGUACUAGAUUGUAUUUCUGAUGGCUGGGCUCUGCUUGUAAGAAAAUGCUCCACACACACACUAUAGAGCCCACUCAGAGAAAGAGAGAGAGAGAGAGGACAAAAAAGGAAAAAGAGAAAGAUAGAUUACAACGAAGGACUGUUAGAAAAGGGUUGGCAGGUAAAAGAGCGGAGUGGAGUGAGAAGGUAAGAUGGUAAACAAGGUAUUCCAUCAACGUGUGUGUGUGUGUGUGUGUGUGUGUGUGUGUGUGUGUGUGUGUGUGUGUGUGUGUGUGUGUGUGUGUGUGUGUGUGUGUGUGUGUGUGUGUGUGUGUGUGUGAAAGUGUGUGUGACCAGGAGAAUAGAUGGGGGAUGUCAGUGGGUGAUUUAGAAAGCACUUUAACUAUCUCCUCCUUCAGCCUCUCCCCCUGCUCCUCCUGCUCCUUGUAUGUCAUACUGUCAUAGCCCGGUGGCCCAUCCCAGGUCCAGACCACGAUACCAGUCCGGCUCUGUUCUGAUUGGCUCUCUCGUCAUUCUGGUCGAGAGGUCUGCUGAUUUCAGGCGCUAGCCUUACCUUUUGGUCGUGCUCAUUAGCAGAGUUAGCAGAUGGUUGGUCCUAACGUGAGGUGUCUGAGCUGGCCGCAGGCACCUCCCUGUCUCACCCUCAUCGGCGGCGCCGUCCCCGUUGCCGCGGUGAUAACCCUGACUCCAUCAGGAUUCUCUCUUUCCAGCCUCCAAGGGCGAUCCGUCCUCGUCAUUUGAGACACUUUCUGGAACCUCAGGAGCAGGUUCCUCUGUGGACACUGAAUGAUGUGUGUGGUGCAUUUUCAAACAUGCGCAUGUUGUGAAUGACAUGUUGAAACUGAGCGGGACGCAAACACCAGCCAUCAGAAAGAGAAUCCACUGUCAGGGUCCUGUGUGUCCUCCAACCCUCAGAAACAUGUGACCAGUAACCCGCUGUCCUCACACUACCCUCUGCAGAACAGCGCCGGUGUACUUAGAGCUCUGUGAUCGCCGUCGGAGAGGGCGACAACCAGCCAGUCUCACGCAGGACUUAACAUGAUCCCAGCCUUCACUUCCUCCCCAGACAGGAAGUCUGCAGAGACUGAUAGAAGAGAGAGAAAGAGAGAGAGCGAAGGCAGAGAGGACAAGAAAAUAACAACAGAGAGGCACUUGACUAGGUUCGGCCGACUCCUACACAAGCCGUCCAUCUGACUCGGAUGUGUCCCUGGAGGAGGACAAGGAGGCGCAGCGCAGAGAGGCUGAGAGACAGGCCCAGACCCAGCUGGACAAGGCAAAGACCAAACCAGUGGCGUUCGCUGUCCGUACUAAUGUCCACUACAGCUCAAGUCAAGACGAUGACGUCCCGGUGCCCGGCAUGGCCGUUUCCUUCGAGGCUAAAGACUUCCUGCAUGUCAAAGAGAAGUUCAACAACGACUGGUGGAUCGGGCGGCUGGUGAAGGAGGGCUGUGAGAUUGGCUUCAUCCCCAGCCCUGUCAAGAUAGAGAGCUCCCGCCUCCUCCAGGAGCACAGGGCCAAGCAGGGCAAGUUCCACUCCAGUAAAUUGGGAGCGAUUUCCUCAACUAGUUUAGGGGAAGUGAUUCCUAACUCGCGUAAAUCCACGCCACCCUCCUCUGCGUUUGACCUGGAUGCUACUGGUCUAGAGGGCGAGGAGGCUCCAAGCUCCCCUAAAGCCAGCCCCAGCACCCUGUCCUCUACGCUAGGUAGAGAGAAGAGAAUACCCUUCUUUAAGAAGUCGGAACACGUUCCUCCCUAUGAUGUGGUGCCGUCCAUGCGGCCCGUGGUUCUGGUCGGUCCGUCUCUGAAGGGCUACGAGGUGACGGACAUGAUGCAGAAGGCGCUGUUUGACUUCCUGAAACACAGAUUUGAGGGAAGGAUCACCAUCACCAGGGUGACGGCAGACAUCUCUCUGGCCAAGCGCUCGGUGCUGAACAACCCCAGCAAGCACGCCAUCAUCGAGCGCUCCAACACGCGCUCCAACCUCGCGGAGGUCCAGAGCGAGAUCGAGAGGAUCUUCGAGCUGGCCCGGACGCUGCAGCUGGUGGUACUGGACGCCGACACCAUCAACCACCCCUCCCAGCUGGGGAAGACCUCCCUGGCCCCCAUCCUCAUCUACGUCAAGAUCAACUCCGUGAAGGUCCUCACCAGGCUGAUAAAGUCCAGGGGGAAGUCCCAGGCAAAGCACCUCAACGUCCAAAUGGUCGCGUCCGACAAGCUAUCGCAGUGCACUCCUGAGAUGUUCGACAUCAUCCUGGACGAGAACCAGCUGGAGGACGCCUGCGAGCACAUGGCCGACUACCUGGAGGCCUACUGGAAGAGCACCCACCCCCCCAGCUCCAGCCCGCCCCAGGACCCCCCGCCCGAACCGGAGGAGGAGCCCCUGCCCAUCAGCCCCCCCCCUCCCGCCGCAGGCUUCCAGAGCGGAGGGAGCGAGCAGAGAGCAGACCGGGGAGGAGGAGGAGGAGGAGGAGGAGGAGGAGGAGGAGGAGUGGAAAGGAAGGCCUCAGAUCAUCAUCAUCAUCAUCAUCACCAGCAGCAGCGGCAGGAGAGCCAGGAGCAGGCCGACGGAGAGGAGGAUGAGGAGGAGGAGGAGGAGGAGGAGGAGGAGGAGGAGGAGGAGGAGGAGGAGCAGAAUGAGGAGGAGCGCCCCCUGAGGACAGACUCCUCCAGGAGGCCUCAGCACGUCCACCACCGCUCCUCCACCGGCCGCGCCGACCAGCCCCACCACCACCACCACCACCAUCACCACGGCAACAGCAGCCGGGCGCGCGGCCUCUCCCGCCAGGAGACGCUUGACUCAGAGACCCCCGAGAGCCGGGACUCCGCCCACACGGAGCCACGGGUGCAGCCCCACCCCCAGCCACACCCCCGACAGCCCCGCCAUCAGCAGGAACAGGAACAGGAGGAGGAGGAGGAGGAAGAGGAGGAGGAGGAGGAGUGUGAGGACGGCGGUGGAGGUGGCGGACGGUACAGGGACCACCACCACCACCACCACCGCCGGGGGGGCGGGGUGGAGCGUGAGCAGGACCACAACGAGAGGAACAAGCAGCGCUCACACCCCCAGCCCCGUCCGCGGGACCCCCACCACCACCACUACUGUGAGGGGGGCGGGGCCUCCCGGAAGAGAGGCGAGGCAGGGGAUUGGUCUAGAGACCCUUACAUCCACCAGUGACCCAACCAACAAACACACACACACACACACACACACACACAGAAACGCACAAACACACACAAAGAUUCUACACACACAAACAACAGACACAACCCACAUAAACAUACAACACACACAACCUACAUAAACACAUACACACCUACAACUUAAACAACAUACAGAACCCCCAUGCACACACACAUACAACAUGGACAAUUACACACACGUACAACAUACAGAAACUUACACACACAUUCAAAAUACACACACAUACAAAAACAUACAAGAUUAAGAUACACAAACAUACAUAUCCAUUCAACAUGCACAAACAUACACACAGGCAUCUAUAUAUAUAUAACAUUUUAAAACAUAAACAAACAACAAGUAUAUACACACUCAGACAUAAAUACAAACAUAAAAACACAUGCACUUACAUAAACACACACGGAUUGAGUGUGACCGGGCGUCCAUUUUGUUUCCACUGUGCUGCUACUUCCUGUCUCCCCCCUGACCCCACCGAAUGCUUCCUUUGUAAAGACUGUUGCCAGGCAACGGGGAUAUUUUAUUCAAUAGACACAAUAUACUAAUAUAAAUGUGUGUAUCUAUGCAUAGACAUUGUGGUUUAUGUGUGGAUAUGCAUGGAUAUUUUGAAAUAUGCAUAUUUUAAACCUGUGUUUGAUAAAGCAUGAACAGAGCUAAA